GAGUACAACGCUGCCAUGGAGAACAAAGAGGCUAUCACAAGUCGGACUCCCGUGCAUGACCUCGUCGAAGGUUCCAAGAAAGCUGCACGACGAGAACAUGAGCUUACUAUCCGUGAAGCGAUAUCCCAGCACAAAGGAGGCGUCUUCUGGGCCAUUUGUUUCUGCUUUCCCAAUCUCAUCAUCGGCUACGAUCCAACCAUAGUCGGUUCUCUUGUCGGAAUCCCACAGUUUCGCAAGAAGUUCGGCUACGAAUACCCUGCUGGAUCCGGGACAUAUGUCCUCCAAGCAGCCUGGACGUCGGCCUUUACUUACGCACCCGUUAUCGGGUUCAUGCUGGCUGCUCUCUGGGGUGGUUGGUGUGUUGACCGCUUCGGGCCCAGAAAGACGCUGUUGGGCGCUACUGUCUUGUCGUUGGGCACUUUAUUGAUCGAAGUGCUUGGGGAGAGUGCAGCUGUUAUCUUUGUUGGUGAUCUUCUGACUGGCCUCUUGACAGGCAGCUUCCCUGUGCUUGGUCCGGCCUACAUCUCUGAAAUCCUCCCGGUCUGUCUCCGAGGUAUCGGGCUGUCGUGCAACAACCUCUGCCAGGUCCUUGGAUCUCUCAUUGGAACAGGCAUCCUCCGGGGAACGGAAUCUCGAUCGGAUAAAUGGGCUUACAAAGUUCCAUUUAUCACUGAGUACGCCUUUCCAGUGAUGUUCAUCCUUGGUGCCCUCUUCGCACCUGAAACUCCAUGGUUUCUGGUGAAAAAGGGGCGGUACGAAGAAGCCACAAAGUCCCUGAAGAGGAUUGGUUAUGUUGACAAUACCGAUGAUACCUUGGCUCACAUGAAAGAGACCAUCGCCUUGGAAGAAGAGGUGUCUCAAAGUGUGACGUAUCUGGAUUGCUUUCGAGGCACCAACUUACGGAGAACUGCUAUCUGUGCAAUUGCUUACAGUGGCCAAUUCUUCUGCGGCAUCAACAUUGCAUCAGGGUACUGUACGUACUUCUUCGAACUGGCUGGCGUCACUACGAAUCAGGCCUUUGACCUAUCGCUCGGAUUGUUUGGCCUGGGCGUGAUCGGAAACAUACUCUCGUGGCCUUUGAUCACCUUAUGGGGUAGAAGGAGUGGAUACAUCCUCACCGCCGCUCUGGCGACACUCUUCAUGUAUCUAAUCGGCUUUCUCGGCAUUGCUCCCCAGUCCAACACCGGUGCCAUGUACGCAAAGUCGGUCAUAUUACUGUUGUUCAACUUUGUCUACAACAUCGGUCUGGGCCCAAUCGUCUACGUGCUGAUUGCCGAAUUACCAAACACGAAGAUUCGUGGGAAGACUUUGGGAGUGGCUUGCUUCGUGCCGCAUGUCUUUUCCAUCUCUAUCACGGCCGGCUUGCCUUACGCCAUGAGCAACACAGAAGCCAACUGGGGUGCGAAAACGGGAUUCUUGUUUGCUGGCCUGGGAACGCUUACUGUCAUCUGGGCCUUUUUCUAUCUCCCGGAGAGUAAAGGUCGAACUUUCGAGGAACUUGAUGUUCUCUUCGCACGCAAGGUUCCGGCCAGAAAGUUUGGGAGUACAAACUUGAGCGAUUUCGAUGCGGCUCAUGAAUUGAAGGGUCUUGGGCCCGAGGAAGCUUAGUGGGGGUGCUCUCGAACCACUUCAUUCAGCACGUCUCAAUUGCACCUACAAGGGUUCGCAUGGACAGUAGGACGACAGAGGUCAAAUACGGCAUCCACAAGAAUGUAACGAACGCCUGUUUAUAUGAAGGCUGCACACGAAGAGUUAGCAGGUGGACUGAGUACUUAUGGUAUCGCAUCAUGCACACAGUUUGACAUGUGCCUACGCUCCAUUCAACUUGAUUGGUACAGAUCAGAGUUCAGUAUUUGAGAAACUGGAACAAUUCCAUCGAUUGGUUUUCUG
Messenger RNA from Exophiala viscosa, 1890 nucleotides. Its product is annotated as general substrate transporter. The record is from RefSeq and is a predicted model, not a curated record. Gene Ontology annotation, cellular component: membrane. Gene Ontology annotation, biological process: carbohydrate transport; transmembrane transport. The transcript has a single exon. Lineage: Eukaryota; Fungi; Ascomycota; Eurotiomycetes; Chaetothyriales; Herpotrichiellaceae. The coding region runs from base 16 to 1608 and encodes 530 amino acids. Gene Ontology annotation, molecular function: carbohydrate:proton symporter activity.